CUGGUCUCCGCAGUCACUCACUCUCUUUACCACAAUACAACAAAUCAAACGACACUAUGCGUUGACAAUGGGGAAUGCCAACAGCUCCCAUAAGAUCUCCGCUCAGGAUCGAGCGAUCCUCGACCUCAAGAACCAACGCGACAAGCUCCGCCAGUACCAGAAGCGGAUCACCGUGCUGACGGACCGGGAGACGGCGAUCGCUAAGGAAUGCCUGGCGCGGGACGACCGCAAGCGCGCCCUGCUGGCCCUGCGCCGCAAGAAGUACCAGGAGUCGCUGCUGGAGAAGACCGACAAGCAGCUGGAGCAGCUGGAGCAGCUCACGGGCCAGAUUGAGUUCGCGCUGGUGCAAAAGGACGUGCUCUUCGGCUUGCAGCAGGGCACCCAGGUGCUGCAGACCAUCCACCGGGAGAUGGGCGGGAUCGAGGGGGUCGAGAAGCUGAUGGGCGAGACGGAGGAGGCACGGGCGUAUCAGGAGGAGAUCAGUCAGAUGCUUGCGGGUCGUCUGUCCAGGGAGGACGAAGACGAGGUCGAGGAGGAGUUGGAGGAGCUGCAGCGCCAGGCGCAGGGGCCGGUGGUCUUGCCGAAUGCGCCGGUCUCGUCGCUUCCCGAGGUUGGAGAGGAGGAGACAGAGGCAGAGGCAGGAGAAGCGCAGGCCGAGUCAUUAUCCAGUGGACGAAAGGUCAAAGCCGAAGAGCGGACCGCUGUUCUUGCAUGAAACCACUCAUCACGUUGUCCAGUCCAUAUAAGUGUCAGCAUUUCUGGAGUUCUGGGUUCUUGUCCAUGGGUCAUCAUCACAUUCCGUCAUAUCAUUAGAUAGCUCAAGCUAGUUCAAUGUUAC
Messenger RNA from Aspergillus japonicus CBS 114.51, 838 nucleotides. Its product is annotated as ESCRT-III subunit protein VPS20. Gene Ontology annotation, biological process: vesicle budding from membrane; late endosome to vacuole transport via multivesicular body sorting pathway. NCBI's taxonomy places the organism in Eukaryota, Fungi, Ascomycota, Eurotiomycetes, Eurotiales, Aspergillaceae. The record is from RefSeq and is a predicted model, not a curated record. Gene Ontology annotation, cellular component: ESCRT III complex; multivesicular body. Bases 68 to 715 code for a protein of 215 amino acids. The transcript is spliced from 3 exons.